CCACCUAGACCAGCAGCAGGUACGGGAGACCCUCACGUAACAACUCUUGAUGGUAAGAAAGCCACUUUCAACGGAGCUGGGGAAUUCCUGAUGGCGUCUUCCAUAUUACACAAAUUGACCUUCCAAGCUCGUAUGGAGGUGUAUCGUGACACCCUGGCAACGGUUUACACAGCAUUUGUUAUUCAUACCAAUAACUCGGCGAAAGUCCAGGUGCAGAUGUCAAAUAUCAAUGAGACACUGGUUCUUAUCGAUGGUGAGCCUUUGCGGCUAUCUUCCAGUCCACUUAAAGUUCAUUAUCUAAAUGGGGUGCGCGUAAGUGCGAACGACGAUUUAUCUGAAAUUAGGUUCGUUUUUAAUGUUGGUAUUGCUGUUAUCAUCUACGUAAACUCCGAAGUCAUGUCUUUUAUUGCUCAACUUGAUACAAGGUUCAAUGGUCAAGUCAAGGGACUUCUUGGUAAUCUGAAUGGAGAACCGCACGAUGAUCUUCAGUUUCCAAAUGGUACCAUCAUGAACAGUAAUUCCUCUCUACAGGAACUCCAUAAAUACGGUCUAGAAUGGCUUGUGGCUGCAGAGGACUCCAUUUUCACAUACAUAUCACCUUAUGACUACACUACGUACCAUUUUCCGGAAUUUACUCCAACUUUCGACGUCCCUGAUCUUGAUGGUGUUAGUCAAGAAAUCAAAGAUGUGUGUGGCAAUUCCUUUGAAUGUGUGUUUGAUGCAGUGACGACCGGCAGCCUGACAUUCGCAAACAAUACCCGAGUGGUUUCGGCUACCCUUGAUAUCAUUCAAAAAUCCUCUGUCAAAAUUGUUAGCUGUGGUUUUCCGGGAGUUGUAGAGAACGGUAUAAUGCUUGGACAUGUGUAUCUGGUUAACUCAACCGUGGAGGUCACUUGUGAGAGAGGUUACGUCUUAGAAGGCUCAUCUAACCUAACCUGCUAUGGGGACGGCCGUUGGUCGGCCGAUCUUCCUCGAUGUGAAAGUCCUGGUAAAGGUCUUAGCACUUCAAUUAUAUUGGGAAUUAUUUUGGCCGCAUCGAUUAUUCUUGUUGCUUGUGUUGCAAUUGGCAUUUACUUGAAGAAAAAAUAGAAGUGUGGCUUUCUUGUGGCUUGUGACCAACCAGCUCGUAAUAUAUGAGCCGUCAGUUAGAAUUUUUAAUUUUUUUUAAUCCUUCAUAUCAUUAUUCAAAAAAGACACACAUAUAUAUUAAAAACGAAAGGAAUGUACGUUAUAUUCAUUAAACGGCAAAUCUUAAACCAAGGACAUAUUUGAAAAAAAUAAUACUGUAACAAUUUAAAGGAAAUUAACAAAUUUUGACUAUUCAAUUCUGCGUUGAAAAUUAAUUGCUUUUCUUUCUGUAUAGCCACGUAUCUUACAACAUUUAGAACUAAAUAAUUGUUAAGGUACAAAUUUAGUUAGAUAUUUGGAAUCGUUUAGUCUAAUCUGCAUUUAUAAAUUUAAAGUAUUUUGUAGCAAUUAUAAUAGUAAUUUCAUACCGACAAACUUUGUCAGUAUAAAAUGGACUGUAAAGUGAAAGAUAUUUUUCUAAACGUUUUAUCCAUAUUAGAUGAGCAUACUUACAAUUACGCUAUGACAAAAAAAUACGUUUCGCAUCCCCAGUUAUUGCAGUUAUACUAUAAAAAUACAUUUGUAGCAAUUAUUCUAUGAUUUAUUCUGUAUUGGAGCCACUGUAGAUUUGUUUGCCCUAAACAUUUAAAAGGCAGGAUAUACAUGCGUUUCAAUUCCUCGAUUGUCCUGUUUAUCUUGAUUUUUUCUUUCCAUUUUAUCAUGCUUUUUUGGAAUAAUAAAGUCUGAAGAAACAA
This is a messenger RNA of Anneissia japonica, 1823 nucleotides long. Its product is annotated as sushi domain-containing protein 2-like. The annotation marks the transcript as partial. The transcript has a single exon. Lineage: Eukaryota; Metazoa; Echinodermata; Crinoidea; Comatulida; Comatulidae. The record is from RefSeq and is a predicted model, not a curated record.